AUGAAGCUGUUACAGUGUAGCACUGAUGAUGAUGAUGAUGAUGAUCUUUCCGUGUCACAAUGUAUCACUGAAUCACUGCGACUCAAACUGAGAGUUCUACACGCGCUACAGACAGAGAUAUCAGAGCCACGCCUCCUCCUCUCGAGUGACGUGCAGCUCAACCAAUCAGAAGCGCGCUCAUGCCAGCAGCGGAAUUCUCCGCGGUGCGUUCAUAACGGGAAGGAUUUUGCGGAAGGCGACGUGCAUCGGAUGGACUCGUGUUGGCUCUGUCAGUGUCGGGCUGGAAUAUCAUUCUGCACUAAAGACGAAUGUGCCGAACCGGUCUGUGAUAACUUCUACGUUCCUGAGGGUGAAUGUUGUCCCGUCUGUAUAGAUGUGGAGCUGUUGUCGCUGGAGAGCACGAAGGCGAGCUGCUGGAUGGAUCAUAAACUGCGAGCUCACGACGAGCAGUGGAAAGAAGACGAUUGCACGUUCUGCCAGUGUGUGGACGGAGAACCUCACUGUACCGCGAUGGCCUGCAAACAGAGCUGCCAGAACCCCGUUAAAAUCCCCGGAGAGUGCUGCCCGUUCUGUGAGGAACCGUCAUAUGAGACGGUGAGUCCGCUGCUGUGCCCGCCACUGGAGAACUGCUCACUCUCUGGGCACGACUGCCCGUUCGGCUUCCAGCAGGACCCUAGAGGCUGUCUGCUGUGCCAGUGUGUGAGCAAUGACACCUGUCCCGAUUUGUCCUCCUACUGUUCUCUGGAGUGUCCUCUGGGAUAUCAGAAAGAUCACUAUGGUUGUGACGUCUGCGAGUGUAGAGUACCAAAUUGUCGCCCCAUGACGUGCAGCAAAACCUGCCCAAAUGGAUAUGUGAGGAACAAACACGGUUGUGAGAUGUGUCGCUGUGUGAAGUCCCCGUUCACCUGCGACAAACGCUGCAGCGACGGCUACAGGACGAACAGGAAGGGCUGCAGCAUCUGCGAAUGCAACGAUCAUCGUGUGUCCAGCACGAUGGCCUACGUUCAGCCGCUGCCCAGUUACUGUCUGACACAGAGCGGGCGACGCUUCGAGGAGGGUGACAGCUGGCACGACGGCUGCCGUGACUGUUACUGUCACGCUGGGCGUGAGAUGUGUGUGCUCAUUUCUUGCCCAGUGCCCACCUGCGCCAACCCUGUGCUCGGACCGGACCAGUGCUGCCCCAGCUGUGACGAUGAGUCUGGCAGCGGUGAGGUGGCAGGGAUUGAUAUGGUGGUGUGUCGCGCUCCAGACGGAGAACUCUAUGUGGAAGGAGAGACGUGGAGUUUGGACGAGUGCACGCGCUGCACCUGCAGACAGGGUCGGGUGCUCUGUGAUUCUGAAGUGUGUCCACCUGUCCUCUGCCAUGCGCCAAUCAACAAAGACACCUGCUGUCACACCUGCCCAGAAGACAAACUCAAUCCCAAACUUCCAGUCAACAACAGCCAACAGGAAUACUGCAUUUCUACCAAUGGAGAAAUCCUAUUGGCCGGUGAAUCAUGGAAGUCCAACGCCUGCACCAGCUGCACCUGUCACAACGGGACCGUCGAGUGUUUUUCGCAACACUGUCCACCUGCCAGCUGCAGAGUACCAGUGUUGCGCAAGGGCCAGUGCUGCCCACACUGCCUGGAGGGCACAACAACCUCGGUGCCAAUAAUGCUGUCCACCGCAGCGACCAAACCCAACGCCAAACCCACGGCUACCGUCACAGAGAUUCGGACGGCACGGAUCACAACAGUUGCUCCAGUCAUUGCAGUUACAGAUGACAGAGGUGCGUCUCGGGAUGCUCCCAGCCAGAUGGAGAUGACUCUCAUCUACCAAUCAGCAGCCUGGAUUCUGGCGGGAAUCCUCUUGGCCAUCGUCAUCUUCCUUAUCGUGGCCGUCCUCGUCAACCGGAGGAAGAACUGGGUGCAAAUGUCCUGCUACGGCGCACCCAAAAAGAUGGUGAUCCUGAAGAUGCACGUCAACAAGAACUCGGUCGUGUACAUGGAACCAUCCAAAGACAACAAGUUCCAGACCAUGAAGAGCGAUUGUACUGCGAACUUCCCCCUGGACGUGGGCUCGUCCUGUCCGGAACGGAUCGCCAUCCCACGAGCCAAACUCGCCAACGGACACGCCAGGGUCCAACGCUAAAAUCUCCCGCCGCAAACAUCUUCCGGAAGGCCUGCAGUGCACUUUCUGUCACUCGCUGCAUCUCUACACCACACUCCAGAAACUCCGUAUGCUGGCGACUCCUGAACGUACCGUUGAUUGAUCAGGAGCGAAGGAAAGAAGUAUUGUGAAAUGUUUAUGAUGUUUGGAGCGUUAAAGCGGGAACAACAGUUUCAUGGACGCAGAGUUCAGUGCCAUGUUGGGGAGACGCCUGAGAAGUUCAGAAACCAGAUGGACUUUUUUUUUACUGUAAAUGAUGCCGUAGAUAAGCUCUUGAAAGGCAGUUGUGUAAUCGAUACAGAUGAUCUUGACACCGGCACUCGGGACCGUCGAGGUUCCCAACAUGGACGGACAUGUUUCCUGACCUCUCGAUUCUGUUGUGUUUUGUUGUUAGUCACUUGUAAGCCUUCUGUCAUGAUGUUUAUAACAGUACUGUGAGAAACAGCAUUUCAGUAUUCAUAUCCUUAAAGGGACAGUUCACUCGAAAAUUAAAAUGAUCUAAUUUACUCACCCUUUUGAUCUCAGAUGUGUGUGACUGACUUUCUUCUGCAGAACACAUUUGAAGAUGUUUUUCGCACUAAAAUCGAUCGUGUGUCUUUAUAAGACAUUAAUGUAACCGCUGGAGUCGUAUGGAUGACGUUUAUUCUGACUGUCUGUGAUUUUUGGAGCUUCAUAGAGAAAACUCCAUUCACUUGCAUUAUAAGGACCGUCUCAGCUGAGAUAUUUUACUGUUCUGCAGAAGAAAGUCAAUCACACAUCUGCCCACGACGUCCUUUAGCAGCUUGUAUCGUAACGUUAAAAUCAAAGCAGAAUUCGAGUGAAUGCAGUUCUUUGCUAUUACUAAAUGUACAAAAUAAAGGCAUAGUAGAAGAUGAAAGUAUCUUAUUUAUUUUUUCACGUAGUUAUUUAUUAAUGCUAGUUUGCGUAAUUAUCGUCUGAUGGUCUGAUGCUAGCAGAGAAACCCAAAGCUGCUGUACAGAUUUUGUAAACCGUUUCGCAUCUGUCUGUCUUUAUACGCCCGAGCUUAUUUAUUUUACUUUUGCAACCUGUAAAUACAAACCUCUUAGAUGAUCAACUGUACACUUGUUUUGGCAAAUAAAAAGUGUGUGUGAACCAUUUGAGUGAUUUUGUGGAUUGAGCCGAGAGCUUUUAUUUCUCGCGCUCUGUACAUUUAACGUGUACAUGUAAGCGUUUUUUCAUAAAACACGGAAAAUUCCGUGUUUGGCGGGGAAAGAGUUAAUAGCAUGUGUAAAAUAACGUGUUAAUAGCAUGUGUAAAAUAACGUGUUAACUCUUUCCCCGCCAGCGUUUUUAAAAAAAAGUUGCCAGCCACCGCCAGGGUUUUUGACGAUUUUCGCUAAACUUUAAUGGCCCGCAGAAUAUUUUCUUCCAUGAAUGUAUGAAGAUGCUAUAUAUCAAAAUAAAGAUCUGAGCCUCUGCUUUUAGGCAAAAAAAAAAAACGAUUUUAUUUUAUCUUCAUUUGUUCUUUUUUUAUUGCCACUUGAACAGAGGUAGGUUUUGUCAAAAACAA
This is a messenger RNA of Xyrauchen texanus (razorback sucker), 3678 nucleotides long. RefSeq names its product cysteine-rich motor neuron 1 protein-like. The record is from RefSeq and is a predicted model, not a curated record. Lineage: Eukaryota; Metazoa; Chordata; Actinopteri; Cypriniformes; Catostomidae. Gene Ontology annotation, molecular function: serine-type endopeptidase inhibitor activity; protein binding.